UUGGAGACCGUAAACACAUAAUAUUAUUGUUUCAGAAAAUGGGUAUUUAAAUGCUGAUAAGUCCUUUGUCAUGAGAGAAAAAAGAUUUAUAGAUCUUUGAAUAUAUUCAUCUUUACAAUGGGUGAUGAAGCGACCCAGAAAGAAGUCCUCAAUGGAAGUUAUGGGGACCUUCCAGAAAUGGAGAACACGGUUGUUCGUGUGUUCUUCAGUUCAACUUUCACUGACAUGACAGUAGAUAGGAAUUACUUGAUGAAGAACAGUGUACCAAGAAUACGUCAAUACUGCUUGAAGAAAAAUUUAGAUUUUCAGAUCAUUGAUUAUCGCUGGGGAGUAAGAGAUGAAGCUUCUAUUGACCACAGUACCAAUGAUAUAGUUUUGGAAGAAGUAGAGAUCUGUAAGCUAAUGUCUAGAGGACCAUACUUUGUUUUAUUUCUUGGUGACAAGUAUGGUUAUAGAUCAAUACCAAGAGAGAUUGAAGCCAAUGAGUAUAAGAUUCUGUAUCGUACAGCAAUGAAGGUGGGCUGCGACACAUUUCUGAUGAAUCAGUGGUACAAACGUGAUGACAAUGCUGAACCUGCUGUGUUUUAUCUUCUACCAAUCACCGACGUCCUUCCAAAUUAUAAUAAUGAUGAUCCAAAGAAAUCCACAGAGAGAGAAAAGGAAAGAAGGGAAUGGGAUAACAUAAUUGAGAAAUUGACCCAGUAUCUAAGGAAAGCUGCAGAUCAGGCGUAUGAAGAAAACCGUAUAUCUAAAGAUCAAAGAUUGAAGUAUUUUUAUUCAGUGACUGAGGCAGAGGCAACUAAAGGCAUUAUAGAAAGUGAUUCCAUCAGAAACAGGGUGCUUGCUUACAUCAGAAAUUUUGAGGAUAUAAAUGUAGAAGACAAGAUUGCAAAAAGAUUUAUUGACUUAGUAAAAGACAGCACUGCGAUAGACCAAGAGGCUAAAGAUUUAAGAGAACGUCUUAAAAUAGCAAAAAUACAACCUGUCCUUCUUCCAGAUGAGACUAAGAAGGACACAUUGUAUUGGACUCCAAAUGGAGUGGACCCUGAGGAUCCUGAUCAUAUGGAAUACCUCAUCAAUAUGGGGAAGCAUUUUGAGGAAAACAUGAUAAAAAUGGUAGAUUAUACUCUGAAAAAGAAAGUUGGUAACAGGGAAGAUGAUGAAUUGUAUGAAGAAGUUCUUCAUCAUUUACAUUUUGGACAGAAAAGAUUAGAAAGUUUUUGUGGACGAGAGGAAAUUCUGGAGGAAAUCAGAGAUAGAAUGACGACAGUUCACGGUGGUCCAGACGAUAGCGAGUUGUCACAGAAGGAGAAUGGGAGUUUGGAGUCAGAUCAAAUCGAGGAAAUUGGUAAUGAUGACACCCUAGAGAAUAAUAUAGAAAAUGAACCUCAGAUUGACCAAGUUUCUGAAAAACAGGAUCCUUACUUUGAAGAAGUGAAGAGCAAAAUUGCUCUUUAUAAAGAAAGAGGUAUGAUCUAUGCCAAUGGUGACAUGGACCGGGAUGUUGAUGCCGACCCAGAAAAGAACAUGAAACUAGAAAUGAUAAAGAAAUGUGAGCUGAAAGAGUACUCACACCCUGUCAUUUUACAUGGAGAAUCUGGUUCCGGGAAAACAUCUAUCAUGGCAAAAGUUGCUAAGAUGUCAAAACAAUGGUUUCCAGGGAGUUCUGUGAUUGUCAGAUUUCUUGGGACCUCCGCCAAUUCCUCAUCAUUAAAAGAUGUCCUAUGUAGUGUUCUUAGACAAAUACUCAAAAUAAUAAACAAGACCUUACCAUCAUUUGUUGACCUUGGAGGAGAUUUUCUAUACCUUACUCAACUCUUUGAAUCAAUGCUCAACAACUAUGACACCUCACAAACAUUAGUAAUUGUUCUAGACUCAGUUGACCAGCUGAGAAACCAUGACCGUGCUCAUCUAAUGAAUUGGCUCCCACUAAAGCUUCCAACAAACAUUCAUUUAAUAGUAUCCAUGUUGCCAGAAACUAAUGGAUGUUUACAAAACAUUCGUAAUAGAUUAAUAAUAGAGCAGCAGUUUAUAGAAGUACCUGUACUUUCAAUGAAUACUUCAGAUGAGGUGAUAACGAAAAUUUGUCAGCUCAAGAAUCGAAGACUGACAAAACCUCAACGUCGACAGUUGAUGGAAUUUUUUGUAAAGUGUGCUAGACCACUAUAUGUGAAGCUCCUGGUAGACCGAGCUAUACUUUGGAGGUCAUCAACUGAUGUGAAGGAUUUUAAAGUUGGACCAAAUGUUCAGGCAGCCAUUGACAUGUUCUUUGAUUAUCUGGAAAAGAAAAAUGGUAUAGAAGUUGUAGAAAAAACUUUUGGCUUUCUGAGUGCAUCACGAGAGGGUUUGAGUCACACAGAACUGGAAGAUUUAUUGUCAUUGGAUGAUGAAACCCUACAGGACACAUACCUUUACCACUUACCACCAGACCCAGACAAUAUCAGGAUACCUCCUUCUGUUAUAUCUUUACUGAUGAAAGAUACUAAAGAUUACAUGGCAUUUCAAAAAUCUGGAGGGAAGAAAGUAGUUGGAUGGUACCAUAGGCAGUUCAUUGAGGUUGCCAGGAGACGUUACUUGACAGGUAAAGAAGGGAAAAAUAUGUGUCAGUUAUUAGUGGACUACUUCAGAGGAACAUGGUACAACAAACCUAAGCCAUUAGAAUUGUACAAAAAGAAAAAAGCUUCCUACCCAGAGUCAAAGAGAGGGGUACCUGAUCAACCAAUCUAUUUUAAUAGUGAAUGCUGCAAUGUUAGAAAGUUGAUUGAAUUACCUUACCAAAUGAUUAAAUGUCAUUUAUUUAAAGAUUUCCACGAUGAGAUAGCAUGUAACUUUGAAUGGCUGUAUGCCAAAUGUAAAUUUGUAUCAUUAUCAAGUGUUAUAGAAGAUUUGAAGAUGGCCCUGACUGAGAUGGAUGCCGCUGGUAAUAUUGAUGAUGUUGAAUCCUACAAUGAUAUAAAGAUUGUUAAGCAGAUGUUGUCAUUAGGCAGUGAUAGUAUCAGAAAAGACAGCUCCAAUUUGGCAUUACAGAUUUUAGGUCAGCUGGGUCUUGGCAAUACUGGUAGUGAGUUCAUGAAGAAACUUGUGACAGAAACUAAGGAAUGGUCAGAGACGUGUGAUAUAUCUCUGUUACUGCCAUUAUCCAAGUGUCUUCCUCCUCCUGAUGGCUAUAUCAAAACUAUGAUUGAUGCCCAAGUAUGGCAUACUGGAGGUGGAUAUGGUAGAGAUUUCAGUCGAGUGAUGCAUCUACAGGAACACAACAAUAUUCUGAUAGUAUUAGAGGCUGUAAAAGACCAUACUAAUGAUUAUCUCUCCGUCUUUGAUAUGAACGACAAUGGAUCAGCUGCAUUCUCAGAGAAAUUAGAUGUCAAAGGAACAUCAUCUGUUUACUGCCCUGUGAUGAAUGAUAAGUUCCUUGUACUUGGUCAUGAUAAAUCUGAGAACUCUUUUGGAGGAGGAGGAGCAAGAAGCCAUGAUCAGUUAGUGAAUAGCGAGACUUUCGCUGUGGUCAACAUUCCAAAUAGAUCAGAAUGUGUAGCUGUGUCAGAUAAAUAUAUUGUUUAUUCAAGCUUAACCCAGAUAAAUGUUUGUACCAUUGGACAAAACAUGACAGCAAUGUCAGUGACCAAGUCUGUUCAGUUGGAGUUUAAGCCAGAUUACCUAGUAAUCUCCCCUGAUCAUCAAUAUCUUGUUGUUUUCUCUGAAAAAUCUAUGUUGGUGUUGAAAAUGGAGACUUUAGAAACACUGCAAACUUCAGCAAUAGAAGGUUUUUCCUUUGGAUCAAGCAAACCUCCAUAUCAUGCAUUAGUUCAUAUUUUGACCACCAAUAAAAUGUUGUACAGAGGAUUGGGAUAUAAAGAGGGAAAAUUCAUAAACAUGUUGGAUCUGGCUACAGCAGAAAAGGACUAUUCUGUACAGCACUGGGAACAUUACUCACCAGAUAUUGUAUCGAUUCAUCCAUCAGAGAAAUACUUUGCUGUUGGCCUUGGAAGUACUGGGGUCACAAAUGGGGACAAUGAUAAGAGAUGGUAUAUACACAAGAUAGCAGACGGACAACAAGUGUCAGAAUGUACAAAAGAAUUCUGUGGUCGCUAUGGUGUCACAUGCUUGAAACUAUUUGGCACAGAUCAUAUCUUUGCUAUCACUGCCUUAGAAUAUACAACAAUCAAUGAGAUUUAUAUAUUUUAUGCUGGUACCUUAGACAAUCCAUUAUCAGAAGUGGUUCCCUGUCAGUCUUUGAAGGGUCACAGUAUGGAAAUCAUGCAGUUGAUUCUAAGUAAAGAUGAAAAUAUGUUGUAUUCAGCUUCACAAGAUUGUACCAUCAGAGUAUGGGAUGUUAGCAGAGUUGUUAAUGAGUUCUGUGAUACUUAUUUAAAGACUGGUAACCAGCUGGAUGCAGCAACUGCUACCGAAGACUUCAGGAAAGAUAUGAAAACUUACUCAACAACAGCUGUUAAAAUUAGCAGUGACAAUAGAUCAGUUUUGGUAGGACGGUCAGAUGGUCAGUUCAUAGUAAAGGACCUUAAUGAUGGGAAAACUGUGUAUGAACAGAAUUAUGAAAUAAUGAUCACUCACCUGCUCAUGUCAAAAAGUGGAGAAGAAAUUAUUAUAAUUACAAAAAUGGAUGAUAUCAUUAUACUUGAUUCUCAGUCAUAUGAAUUGAAACACAAACUGUCAAGUAAAAUGGCUGUGAACUGUGCAGCAGAAGCUAACAGCAUUUUAGUUGUUGGAAAAGGUGGAAUGGAGGCUAAAGGGAAAGCAUUUAACAUCAAAAAUGGUACUAUGGUAAAAGAGUUUGAACUUCUGUACUCACUGAGUCAGGUGGCCAUCAACUCCUCAGGUACUAAGAUAGUGAGUACAAUGUUUGAUUUCCCCUUGAUUGUACCUUUGAUUACUGAAGAUGAGACCGAUUCUGCAGUUGACAUGGAGAAUAUGAUGCAGAACAAUGACACAAUGAUGAGUGGUAGCUCCGCUGUAGACAUCAGCCCUGAUGACCAGUAUGCCUUCUCUGCAUCAACUGAUGGAGGAAUUAGAGUGGUCAAAAUGUCUGGACAGUAUUCCAUGAGAUUCGAUCAGAAGUCAUCUGCUGUCGCAGCUUCAUUUUCACCUGAUAGUAAAUGCAUUGUUUCGUGUGGGUUCAAAACAAUAUAUGUCUGGUCUUUAGCAGAUGGGACAUUGAGUUACAAAUUAAAAAAACAUGAUGAUUUUGUUAUCAGUUUGAAGUUUGAUCUGACAGGUAAGUAUCUUUUGACAUCUUCAAGAGACAAGAAAUUAGUCAUGUGGGACUUUAGACGGGGAAUCUCAUUGGCUACUUUUGUGGCUCAUUGUCAAUUGCCAUUGGUUGAUCUGUCAUCUGAUGCUAAACAUCUUGUGUUUGUUCCAGAAGAUAUUGCUGACAUUGCUAUUUUACGUUUGAAUAAAUUGUUAACAAGCAUCGUUGAUGGCACACAUAAAUUACAAAUUACACCUGCAUUACUAGGUGCUCAGGCCAUGGCUCUGUCAUUCUCAAGCCAGAAAAUGAAACGAAGGGAGACUACUGGCAUAGGUUGUCAAAUUAUGUGAUCUCAUUGUAAAGUCCACUUGUAUGUGGCGAUUGAACAAUUAUAUCCUCUGAAGAAUUUAUAUUUAUUGUUUACUAACCUAAAAACCUCACCUAUUGUUAUAGACAACUGUUUUUUCUAAAACAUUGUGUAAUAGAACAUGAUUUGAAUGACAAGUAAGUGCUCCUGCAGGUCCAAAACAAACUGUUAUGAGAUUUAUUACAAUUACACAAAAUUAUUAUAUGUAAUUGUUAAUGAAAAAAUAAAACAAAGUUAGAGUGGGUAGAGCAGAGAGCAGUUCUUAUCAUUUUGGUUUUAAAAUGUCGUUACAUAAUUUGAUAGGUCUUGCUUUUAAAUGGGAGGCCUUUGAAACUUUAUCUUGAGUGUCUACUGUGGAUUCGUUAUUGUUU
Molecule: messenger RNA, 5947 nt
Organism: Mytilus californianus (California mussel)
Lineage: Eukaryota; Metazoa; Mollusca; Bivalvia; Mytilida; Mytilidae
Exons: 17
Coding region: 118-5559 (1813 amino acids)
Molecular function (GO): protein binding
Source: RefSeq, a predicted model, not a curated record